Molecule: messenger RNA, 633 nt
Organism: Closterium sp. NIES-65
Lineage: Eukaryota; Viridiplantae; Streptophyta; Zygnematophyceae; Desmidiales; Closteriaceae
Source: the annotation of a GenBank genome assembly
AUGAGCGUGCCCCACUGUGCUGAUGCCCGUCUGUCCCUUGUGUGCCUGGCAGGAAUCGUGGUCCAAGCACAGGACAACGGGUGGAUGGACGAGAGCGCUGUGCAGACAUGGCUGUCCAAGGAGGUGCUGCCCCAUCUGAACCCCCAGCGCGGCCAGAACGCGAGGCGUGCGAUGCUGGUUUUGGACUCCUACCGUGCUCACAUCACCCAGACCAUGCUUCAGUCGUACCGCACGCACAGCAUCACCCCUGCAGUCAUCCCAGCGGGUUGGAACCUGCGGAGGCCUCCGCACCCCGUGGUGCUACAGUGGAUCGCGGAGGCUUGGGAUCAAGUCCCCAAGCAGAUCAUCAUUGACGCGUUCCGCCACUGCGACAACACGCGCCUGCUCGGUCGGGCUCCAGAGGAGGAGGAGGAGGAGGAGGAGGCGAUGCAGGUGGAGGGCGUGUGGGAGGUGGUCGUGGCAACCGGCCUGGAGGUGCUGUACCAGGAGGCCCCCAACUACCGCGGAGUGGCGGUCAAGGCUGACCGCAUGAUCAAGCCUAGGGAGAUGGCUAGGCAUGCCUGGCGAGUGCCAGACAUGGGUGUAGAGCUUGUUGUUAGUGCAGGUGAGGAGGCGGUGACUGAGGGGGGUUAG